AAGAACAAAGUCUGGAGGUCACAUAGGUUAGUAAGCUGCGAAACCGUGGUACUAGCUCCUCCUCAUCAUCUAUCAAAUAUGUUGGGGGUGGAAGUAUUCAAGUUGAGUCAGGAUGUUGUGGCUUCCCUGUGUGGUCAGCUCUUUGGCUCAACGGCGAAGUUGAAAUUGUACCUUGGAGACAGAACAUGGCCGACCAUUUACUUCAGUGAAGAUCUUGCAGUCCGUGCUCCCAGCAGCGAAAAACCUCCUUCACUAAAAGGAUGUCGCCGCGCGGAGGUUUGUUCCCGGAAGUGGUCCUCUACCUCUUUCUCCGAUUCCGCGACAGACACCACGGACGCGGAGGCCGAUCCUGAUCCGGCGGACGAGGAGGAACCGCACACGGCCGACGCGGAGGCGGAGAAGACAGCCCUGUCCGCGGGCGCCGGUGGCGAGGACGCGGACGAUAAACUGGAGGACGAGGCCGAGCUGGUUGCCCAAAAAGGUGCAAAAGACGAAGACGAGAUGCAGAAUACGCUGGACGAGCUCUCCUCGCACGCGGAAAAACCUACCGAGCGAGGCGACAUCGAGGAGGCAGCCUCGGAACUGUACGCGGAUAAUGCCAAGGGAGAGGAGAACUUGGAUCCCGAUAAAAUGGACGACAAACUCAACGGCGAAGACGAACAAUUUGACGAUUUUUUGAACGGAGAAAAGGACGAAGCAGCGAUAAACGGAAGGGAAAUAGCUGGUAGUACCAGCAGUGGCACGGCGACAGCGAGCGAGGGUGCGGCCUCCUCGACUGGAGGUAACACAGCUUCAUCUUCCGCGCUGCAGAUUUUUCCGCGGUUGGAUCAUGAUCGUGCAAAAGAUGUUCCUGCCCGUGCGUUCGCUUCUUCAGAAGGAGGUGCAGAGUUAUCAGAAGCGCCACGACUGCGAAAAAAUAAUACCGUGUCAAUGGCCGCCCGUACCACCACGGAGAUGAACAGUAGUAGCAGUGGAUCUACUACUGUAGCACGAGCAAAACCAACAGCAGCAGCUUAUUCCUCUUUUCUAGACGUGCGUUGGAGUGUUUCGUCACCGCAGAGUAUUGGAGGUGGUCGCACGCCAGCCCAACAACUACGCGCUCAACAAAAGACGGCUUUCACCGCCACAGUGGACCCGUUCGACAUUACGCAGUGGCGAGAUUAUGUAGUGCCUGUGCCGGGUCCGUCGGCUGAAGAAGUAGCUGCCGCCAAAGAGGACGCAGACGCCGCCGCGUCCGCCCCAGGAGUAUCGCACGACCUCUCGCAAUCGAGUAACCCACAGGACCAGGAUCCGACUGCGGUGGCUCGCACAGAGCUGCAAAGCAAAUUGGAUUCGCUGCCGCACCACGAAAAUAGUGAGAUUCCCUUAGACGAUGCGCAAACCGACGAAAUCAGUGAACUGAGAAAUGGCGGCCUGCAGGAACUGAUCGAUGAGGAAAAAGUGCAAGAGGAAGUUCAGCAUGAUUGUGACAAUUCCGGGGUUUACCCGGAGUAGUUUGUGCCGAUGCUAUCGUCGAUGAAUGCCAAGCCCAGGCCCGUUCCUAUUUGAAUUUUUUUUGUUUUUGCGAUAGCGGUUUUCGCUUGUUAUAAAUCUAUAUGGUGGAUAAUGGCUUGUUGCAAGCUGCCGCACUGCAGCGUUUCUAAG
Molecule: messenger RNA, 1644 nt
Organism: Amoebophrya sp. A120
Lineage: Eukaryota; Dinophyceae; Syndiniales; Amoebophryaceae
Source: the annotation of a GenBank genome assembly